GACCAAAUUGGUCGCUACGAUAGAUGGCGGGAACAUGUGAUUUGGUACCAUGUUGGAUGUAUUAGGUUUCAAAGUAGUGAAAUCCAUCUUAUGAUUAAACUCCUUCGUUUUGUUCUGUGGCUCUCACCGUCGUCCACAGAUCAAAUAUUUCCUAACUCAACAGGGUAAUCUGCCAAACUAAUAUACCUACAAAGUUUUUCCAAGUUAUAGCGUCCGGCAAGUCUCAGAUUUUUAUAUAAGUUGAAUUAUAUAGGAAUGAGUUUCUUGUAAAUAGGCUUUGUACGCACAUUAAGUUAUUUAAAUUCUAUUUCUUAUGAGAUUGUCAUUUCAAUGUAGGUAUCGCUUCAUGAUCGCGCUACUGAAUCCUGAAUCAUAUUUAAUUUUAAAGAUCAGAGUAACUAGUUUAAUUUCACUCAUUUGAUUCAAUAGAGUAUGCCUUACAUUUGAUUACGGCGAUGAUAAAACUGACCUGAUUAAAAAAUGUCCAAAAUGUAAGAUUUCAUUGGUGUAGACGAUUACUGAUUGACGUUUACCUCCUAGCCUUCAUCUGUGCUUCAUGCAAGCCAAAACCUUGGAGUCUCCAUCCUGCCAUAAGUUCACCACUUGGGAACUUAUUAUAAAUAAAUAUGCAUCUUGAAAAAAUCACAUCUCAUGGCGAUAUUAACGUAUGGAUACUUUCACAAGGAACUACUUAGUAGAUGUUUGCUUAAAACCAAGCAGGAUAGAACAAAUUAUAACACUUGUUUGACCAGGUGUAUGAGAAAUAACGACAAGCUUUUGAUUAGCACAGGUGGCACAAAAUUUGCUAGAUUAGGAUUCUUUAAUGGAACAUAACUUUCAUAAUAAGAUCAUUAAGCUGCCAAGUGAGGAAAUCAAAUCUAGUUAAACCCAACCAAACACACCUCUGCCCGUUGACAGCUGAAGUAUUUUGAGGUCUUACCCCCUCAAAAUUACUGCCAAUCGGCUCAAUAAAACUUGGGCUAUCAGGGCUUUUGACAGAACGUAGGUAAUCUAGAUCUUGGACUAUCCAAGACUAUUUUCGGUUCAUACGCCAUUUGUUCCCCCAGGGUGCUGAAGCCCAUGUUCUUCAUUGGUAUGGAAUCGCGGUUUUCCAACUCUCAUAGGUGGACUCGCCGUGUCCAACCCGGUUAAAGCGCCGGACAUUCGCUUUUCGUCCUCUUAAUUUCGUGAACAACACCCCCGUCGGGAGAAAGCAGUGAGUAGGACUUCCCUGGCAGAGGCUAUAUAAGCGUUGCCAUGUGAGAGUAUUUCGAGAGGGAGAGUGGACUCUCCCCACUCUCGGCCGUACCAGGGCAUUUGGAGGCCAACAAAGUUCCAGGUAAUAUAAACCCGUUGGUUUCCUUGUAUCCCCGUGUAAAUUUUAGGUAUGUGUAUAUGAUGAGUUAGAGUUUCAAAAUCCACGUUCUAAGAAGGUUCAAAAGUUUACGGCAUUUUGGGUUACUAUAUUUAUUCAAGAAAUAUCAACGGUAUUGAAAAGUAAAACCAUUGUUCAACUUCCUUUCAUUGUAAGGAAAUGUUGGGAAUACCUCAUGAGUUUAGUAAUAAUAUUGAAGAGUUGUAAUUAUUAAGCUUGUUAAACCCUGCUGCAUGUACUCGAUAUGUGUAUGUCAGUAGGUAGGUUGAAACAUAAUGCCAUUAAACCAACUAGUUUCAUCCUUUAAGAACAAAAUAACUUCGGAAAUUUCUUAUCAUAGAGGGCGGUGUAAGUGCUGAAACCACUUUAUUUUACCAUUCAUGGGUGAUGUAAACCGUUCAUUUCUUGCAUAAUUCCAGUUCACUUGCUGUGCACUGUAGCUGCUCACACUGUCUAGUCAUAUUUUCCCCCUUUCAGGUCCUCAUAUUACAUGUCUUCGAAGCUGGUACCUGGAAAGAACAAAUCCGGAUUGCAAGACUAUUUUAUUUUGCUAUUUCUACUGAUUUAAAACUUCAGUUUUUUAAUGUUGAGGAAUCGUGUGUGCUUAGCUGCUAUCGGAGUUAUUCCGUUAAUUUUAGUCACAUUUUUCCUUGUCUUCGAUGUGUGCAGUGAACACUGUCACAAUGACGGUAAUUUGAGUAUCUUCGUUAAUUUAAUUAAUAAAGUCUUUUUGGAGGCUAAACUUGGUAAACCCUCUUAUGCUAGAUGGGCGAAUACGUCAAUUACUUUAAUCUGCUCUGGAAAAGGAUAUGUAGAUUCCUCCGUGCAUGUAUUAUUUUUUUUUCAGACAAGUGUUAUGUGGUAUUCUGUGCGGAAGGUUUACAAAAUGGCUAUUGGAUGUCUUAAAAACGAACAUAGGCAGUUACAGUUAGAUUGGUUUCCUAAUGUUCCUGAAAUAAUUGCUACUUACGUUUCAUAUGAAAAGCGAAUUCGUCAAGUGUGUAUAUUUUCUUUAUCAAAUGGAAUUCUAUCUUCCGGGGUUUCAGUAGAAGAACUAAAUGAUCAAUCAGUUGAUAUGAUGCUGACUACGACAGUAUAUUUUCUGCCAAAUUCAAUAAUUACUAAUGUAUUUUUUAUCUGCAAACAGGGUGAAGUGCGAAAUGGAACUUGCCACAGUCAAUUGGGUAACGGCACAUUUUAUAAUGGUGAAAAAAACAUAUAUAAGAACAACGAAUUUUAUAAAAUAACCGAUAAAGUUGUUCCUACACAUAUGGGAAAACACGAAUGUUUCGCGAAAAUCAAUGGUACCUAUUACGUUGUGUCAGUUAUUUUCUCAAACAUAAUUGACUGGGUGUACCCAGAUUCAGUCUCCUAUCGUUUCAUGGGCGAACAAAUGUGUGGGUCAGAUAUGUGCAUUCAGGCUGCUAAUCAAGGCUACAUGCUGUGUGAUGCUGGGAUCCAUGAUUGCUACGUAGUGAAUAACUCUUAUCAGUGUAAAAAAGGAGUUCCACUAAUAGAUUCCUGUGAGUAUUUGGCUAAAGAUUUCAAUUGGUCUUGUCCACAUGUUUCCAGAAAUUCCCCUGAGAUUGCCGAUUACGGACGGAGUCUUCAUAGUAUUUCCUACAAUGCCAAAACUCUGUAUCGCAUAAAUCCAGAUUAUAUUCUGAAUUUCACGUCUAAAUUCACUGAUGAUGAGAUCAGACAACAGCUUGCUCGCAACAGUGUUUCUGAACGUCGUUCAGUUGCCAGUCAGUUACUUGACAGCAUGAGGUUUGCAUUAGAUAUGUCUCCAACCAUGGUUACAUCCGGUUAUAAUUGGUCUACAAACUUGACUGCGAAUUCUGAAUUUCUGUCAACUUCAACUUCCAAAAAGCUAAAAACAGUCUCCGUAUUUCUCCAUUUAAUCGCGGAAAUCGCCCGCCAAACCCCUUCUGUUAUCGAUUUAUUAAGAUCCGGCAAAGAAACUGAAAAGAGUUUACGGUUUUGGCAUUUAUCUUCAGAUACCGCCAACAUAACAAUGAAUAGUUCACAAGGGAAGGUGAUCAAGUUUUCCAUUAAACCAAAGCAAUCAGAAAUGCAUGAUACAUUCAUCGCUGUAAUUCCAGCUGCCAACUUUCCAGGAGUUCUGAUACAACUAGACAAUAUCAAAAAAAUGACAACACCUUCCCUAGACUCAGAUGUUGUAUUGGUCGACACAAACAACGGUCUAUCUUUCACUCUAUCUGUGGAUUUAUCUCAGAAACCGAAUAUUACUGUAUCAUGUGAACAACUAAAACAGGAUCCCAAAUUUAAAGAACUUUGGAAUGAUGGGAAUUGCAAAACAAUUGUCGUCGGUUCUAAUUUUGAAUGCCAAUGUCUUCCAGCUCAGGGUGGAACAUUCGCGAUCGCUUUGGUUUACUGGUUAGGGUCGUCACAUAUUCCAUUAACACAUGUGUACUCCAUAAGUAUUGUGAAUUAUAUUUUUAUUUUCGUAACUAUUGUCGCUUUAUUCCUGUUUUUAAUAUUCACCCGUUUCAUUGGAGUUUUCAGGUUGGAUCAAUUCAACAUAGCUUUUUGUUUAAUGGUUAGCGCAAUUGUUUCUUUGGCGAUUCCACAUACAACGGACAGUCAACCAAUUUUGUGCUCUAUCAUCGCUGUUGCUGUUUGCUAUUUCCCGUUGGCAGCUUUUUCAUGGAAAUUUAUAUUCGGGUUGAAUACAUUAAUAUUAAUCAUUGCACCACAUUCUCGUUACCAUGAUCUUGUUUCUAAACCGAAAAAUUGUUUGCCGUUGGUCUGGAUAGGUUAUUUGAGUCCUGCGAUUAUUAUUGGGACAUGGUUUGGCUACACAGGAGAAGUUAGUAACAGUGGUCUCUGCAUUGGUCCUAAAACUCUUCGUUGGUCUUUCGUUGGUCCAAUAACAACAGUUGUUAUUUUUAACUUCGUUAUUUUGUUUGUAGUCGGUCUCGUCCUUCUCAGAAAUUAUCUUGUUACUCGCAAAAGUAAAUUAAAUAAAACAACCCACUUUUUAGUGCUGACACAGUUAAUGCUAACGUUAGGAAUUCCAUACAUUGCAAUUUACAUUCAGCUAUUGGACGCUUUCACUAUGCUAAUUGUUGUACCAGUUGCAAUGGCUCUAACAGCUGUACUUAUGUUUCUCCUGGUCGCCGUUUUUGAUGAGGAAAAUCGUCAUUUACUACGAUCCUUUAUUUACACACACAUCGCACGUUCAAGCGAGCACAGCUCUGGGAAAAUGGCAUUGAGAAAUCAAUGUAGGAGUGAAAUUGAGUCAACUUUUAAAAAAUCUCCUCUCCAUCAUAUAGAGAGGGAUCACUUUUCGUCAAAUUAUUUAAGCACACACGUUUUAUGCAACCCAGAUAACGAAAAAAGGGUCUAUCAACAUGAUAACACAAUUAGAAGGAAAACACAAGAAUAUAGUUCAAGUAUUGCCUCACCUGAAACUGGUAAUUCAGUUGUACUUUACGAUUCGAGACAACUAAAUGGGGAGUUAUUUAAUGACAUUUCGUGCACUGAAGAAGACCGCACAGUCAACAAUCUAAAGAAUGAUGGUGAUGUCAAUCUUGGUUUUCCAAAUAAUCAAAUACAUGCUUUGCCUUCUUUCAACGGUCUAGUCACUCGAAUGUAAAGAUUUACAAUGCGUACGUGAAAACGUAACUCAGUUAUCCAUUUUAACAGCCAUCAGGUUGUUUCUAUCCGAAAAAGAUUUAUUCGUGAAAGCGAGAUCACCGGUUUCUGUUAGUUCAUAUCUUACUUUUUACCAAUAAUGAAACGUUCACUUAUCUUGUAUGUCUUAAUUUUCUGAUCUUUUCUUUCUAAAACCUGCGCAUUUUAAGUGGGCAUAUUUCAUUUGUUUGCUGUUUCCUUAUUUAUGCGCACACGAUAAAUUUCGAUUUAUAAAACACUAGAAAUUGAUUUUACAGAUUUUUUUUACUUACUGUUGUAUUAUUUGUAUAUAUUAUUCCUCAAUGUAUUGAACUAAUCUGCGAUCUGCAUAAGCUCCAUUUUGCGUGAAACUAAUUUUCGAAACUAUUAACUUGCCACAUAAUGCAUGCACAAAUGGGUUGAUUUUGAUUUUUUAAAAUAUUUAUUGUUUGCAUAAUUUUUUAUGAUCAGCAAUUACAUAUACCUUCUUCGCCACAAUAUCGUUACUUCAUUCUUAUAAUAUUUCGUGGGUACUCGGUAUAUUAAUAAAUACAAAAACCGAAAUUUCCCAAGGCUUUAUUAGAUUUACAGCUGUUUCUACUAAAACAAUAACUAUAACACUAACUUAUACAAGUAGGAAACGUUUAAAUAACAUCUCAAGAUUUACUCGGAUUUGUAGAAAACGGAUAUUUCAUAUUCUUUUUCCCUUUUGAUACCCAAUGCACUUUUUCUUUGGCUCAAACAGAAGCUCAUUUCUUGAAAGUGAGGCAAAGUAUCAUGUAGUAUUUUGCAAAAUACAAAGUGUGAGGAAAACAAUAAAUCAGUGCCUUUCUAAAUAAAUAUUCACAUUCAUAAAUCAAAAUUAACAAUCCAAAAUAUUUACGGUUUAUUUAUAAAUCCCACAAAUCAAAUGAGCGAUGGGACGUCUGACCAGUCUUCAAUGUAUUCGUCGUACAUUCUUGGGGUUGUGGAUUGUUUUUUGAUGCGAAGAAACGAUUCCUUACUUUUUGAUGAUAUGUCUCUAGAGAGUUCACUUAAAGUGGCGUUUGGCUUAUUAAAAUCCUGGACAAAAAUAUGAUUUCUGAAAGUUUAACAAGGCAAAAAUAGUGACAAUUUUUUAGACGGAGAAGAAAUUGAUUUUUUUCGUUACAUAUGUAACAAUAUAAGAAAUACUACAACAAAAACAAUCCUUGUAAUCAAUUAUUUCUAGAUUUAAAAGGAUUCAGGUUUGAAAACACAUUAUUUAAAUUUAGCACAUAUGCAAACGAAUAUAAAGCGUAUAAAAGCCAAACACAACAAUUGAAACUAAAAAUCAAAGGAAAUUACAAAAAUUUAUCAAAAAAGUUGUGGAUUAAUUACAAAAACAUUUCACGUAUACAACCUACGUUUUUUUUGUUUUUUCGUGAGAACUAUGUUCACUAUUUGCUGAUAUUCUGAUAUCCCGGGAUGCCUGUGUAUAAAUUUAGCAAAAAUAUUAUUAACAUACUUUACUAGUGAUC
Messenger RNA from Schistosoma rodhaini, 6513 nucleotides. The record is from the annotation of a GenBank genome assembly. Lineage: Eukaryota; Metazoa; Platyhelminthes; Trematoda; Strigeidida; Schistosomatidae.